CGUUGGCGUGCUGUUAUGGGAGAUAUCAAGUGGUAGACCACCUUUUUAUGUUAAAGGUAAAGAAUAUGGCGUUAGUUUAGCUAUAAACAUUUUACAAGGACUCAGAGAAAGUGUCAUUCCCGGUACUCCUGAAUAUUAUGUAAACAUUUAUACAG
Molecule: messenger RNA, 155 nt
Organism: Funneliformis geosporum
Lineage: Eukaryota; Fungi; Glomeromycota; Glomeromycetes; Glomerales; Glomeraceae
Source: the annotation of a GenBank genome assembly